AUGACAAUACCUACAGUAGGAAUUAUUGGCAGCGGGUUCAGUGGAAUAUGUGCGGCUAUUAAAGUCAAAAAGCAACUCGGUAUCACUGCUCGUAUAUUUGAGGUCUCAGAAGACUUAGGAGGAACAUGGAAUCACAAUACUUAUCCUGGGUGUGCAUGCGAUGUUGAUAGUCAUGUAUACUCUUUCAGUUUUGCAAAAAAUCCUAAUUGGACUGAAAAGUUUAGCAGUAGUCCCGAGAUCAAAGAAUAUAUUCGAGAUGUAGCCAAGAGGUUCAAUGUGUAUAACGACAUACAAUUCAAAACACAUGUAGUGCGAGCAACAUGGUUAGAGAGUGAAAACAAAUGGAAGUUGGAUUGGACCCAAGACGGAAUGCCUAUAGAGACAUCUUAUUUUGAUUAUAUAUUUUCUGGACUAGGACCUCUGCGUGUGCCUCACAUCCCAGACAAGUUCAAGGCAUUUGAAGGAACUGUUGUUCACACCAGCAAAUGGGAUUCAUCCAUAGAUUUUACGAACAAACGCGUAGCUGUCAUUGGAACUGGAGCAAGUGCGAUCCAAGCCAUCCCCCAUCUUGUAAAAGUUGCUGCUACCCUAGACACUUAUCAGCGUACCAAUUCAUGGAUUAUCGACCGUUAUCAAAUGCGUUUUUCUAGAUUUGUAAAGUUUCUAUUCACAUAUCUUCCGUUCACCAUGUUUCUGUACAGAGCAUUCUUUUUCUUUUUGUGGGAGUAUCUUUAUACAUUGAUGGGUUAUCCCAACUCAAGAACCUCUAAAAUGAUAUCCAGGUAUAUACGAUAUCGUAUGAUUAAGCGUCUUACGAACAAAGGUAGGGGCGACCUAGUCCCAGUUUUGGUUCCUGAUUAUGCUAUUGGGUGCAAGCGUGGUGCUCUAUCAGAUGAUUAUUUGGAAACUUUGUGCGCUGAAAAUGUGCGCAUCAAUCGUGUUCCAAUAAAAAAUAUUGUGGGAAGAACUAUUAUUACUGAAGAUGGACGGAUAUCAGAGUACGAUAUUGUAUGUUUGGCUACCGGAUUUAAAACGACCAGCAUAUUAGGCGAUUUACAAGUGACUGGACGUAAUAGUUUAUCUCUUAAUAAAUUGUGGGAAACGUCAUACCCAAAGACGUAUAAAUCGGUCGGAAUUCAUGGAUUUCCCAACUUCUUUAUGUUGGCUGGCCCGGCUUCUAUUCUUGGACACAGCUCUGUAGUAUUUAUGAUCGAGCAACAAGUUAAACUUGCGAUUAAUUCAAUUAAGUAUGCGCAGAAACACGACUUGGUCGCAAUGGAGCCAACGGCAGAAGCUCAGGAUAAAUUCAUUAAUGAGCUUCUGGAAGAUCUAAAAGAUACCGCAUGGUCUUCCGGAUGUGAUUCCUGGUACAAAAACGAAAGAGGAGAGAUUUUUGCUCUUUGGUCUGGCACUGCCACCUCUUUCUGGUGGAAGCUUCGUAGAACAAACUAUACUGAUGAUUAUAUUAAAUACGGUAAAACCGAGUGUACAGAAAGACCCUAG
Messenger RNA from Phycomyces blakesleeanus NRRL 1555(-), 1503 nucleotides. RefSeq lists its product as hypothetical. Lineage: Eukaryota; Fungi; Mucoromycota; Mucoromycetes; Mucorales; Phycomycetaceae. Bases 1 to 1503 code for a protein of 500 amino acids. The transcript is spliced from 10 exons. The record is from RefSeq and is a predicted model, not a curated record. Gene Ontology annotation, molecular function: NADP binding; N,N-dimethylaniline monooxygenase activity; flavin adenine dinucleotide binding.